AUGGCAGACGAAAAAGCUAUUAGUAAAAUUGAAACUGACACUACUGAAACUAUUGAUCAUGGUAUAAGUGAACUCGUUCGAAUCGUUAAUAACCAUCUUAAUCCCGUUUCUUCAACUGUAAGUUCAACGUCUGGUUCAACACGUACAUAUACUCCACCAUUAAUGGGUACAUCGGCUCGUGCUGCUAAACGUCGAAUUGAUAGUGAUUCUGGACCAAUACGUAUUGAAGGUACAGAUAUAUAUAAUCAACAAUUACAACAUCACUAUCAAAAUGUUCGACAUAUAUUGGAAGAUCAACAACAACAACAAGAAUUGCAUAUUUCAAAUGUUGAUACACCACCUGAUUCUCGACAAUCCUUUAAUGCUAAACGAGACUUUUUCGAACAACGUUUUAAAACACCGCCGCCUACAUAUGAUUCACCACCACGACAACAACAAGCACAAAAAAUAGUUACAACAAUUACGACAACAACAACAGCAGCACCAAAAAUAAAUACUCAUGAUCGUACAAGUUCGUCAUCAAAUGAAUCACCAUCGGUUGAUCGUGUACUUGAACAAGCCGUGGAGUUACAAAAAAUGAGUAAUAUUAAUCCAAAUAAAAAUGAUUCACAAACACCAGUUAUUAUCGAACGUACUGAAGAAUAUCAAGUAUUUUUAGAUUCUUCAAAUCAUGAAGUUCGUCGUACACCAAGUAUUUCACGUACAUCUAUUGUUAAUAUAACUAAAAGUGGUCAUGCAACAGAUCUUGAUCAAGCACAAGCACAAGUUGAACGUCUUACUGAUGAUCAUGAAGCUAUACAACAUUUAACUCGUGUACUACAAGAACAUAAUGUAACAACAAUUAAUGAAUAUAAGCGUUUACCAUCUGUAACAAAUCAAAAUCUUGCUUCAUCAUCACUAACAACAUCACCAUCUGAUGUUCUUAUUGAUCGAACUAAUUUACCAAUAACAAGUGAAUUUGCUGUUAUCGAUGCAUUAGUUUAUAAUCCUAUAGGAACAAUUGAUGGCAAAUAUCAUAAUUUAUUAAAUAAACGUUAUAAUGAUAUUCGAACAAAUUUAGGAAAUCCAGAAUAUAUAAAUUCAUUGAAACAAUCAGCAACAACAACAACAAAAACAAAAACAAAAAAAGAGUCAAAAAAGAAAUCAAAAGAAAAGAAACCGAAGGAAAAAAAAUCCAAGAAAAAAGCAUCAUCAAAAACUGAUACUAUCGAACAAGCCGUAGUUACAUCUGAUGUUAACGCUCCCGAAUCAUUAUUAACUCAAACAACAGAACCAAUUACAACAACGGCAUUAGUCGAACAAACUCCAUUAAUUGAUCCAAAAGAAAAGAAAAAACAAGACAAAGAAAAUAAAAAAGCAUCGAAAACCAAAUCUAAACAAAAAUCAAAAAAUGAAGAUUAUCAAGUCGUUGAUGCCAUUAUCAGUAGUCCAAUAUCACUUCGUCUGCCAGAUCCUUAUCUGGUCAAGUAUAAAGUUAAUCCGCCACUAUCUCCAUCAUCACCUCUCCAAUCUAUUCCAUCAUCAGUAACACCAAAUACGGUUGUAGCAACAACAACAACAACAACGACAACUACAACAGCGACGACAGCGGCUACAACACCAAAAGAUACUACUACUCCUAUAGUAGAAAAAAAUCAGACAUUGUAUCAUCUUGUAAAAAUUGUCAGUGAACUUCAAACACAUCAUGCAGCUGCUUUAAAAGCUGCAUUAAAUACUGUGCCACCACCUACCAUGACUACAACAGCUGAAUCGAAAGAACCAGUCAUUUUAACUAAUCAAUCAGUACCUGUUAUAAAUGAAGUUGUUUAUCAACAACCUUUAUUAAAACAACCAGAUUUAGUAAUUUCGCCUUCUCAUCAAACAGAAACUAAUCUACAAUCUGAAUCAAUAAAACCACGUGUUAUUUAUCGUUAUAUGGAUGAACAAGGACGUAUACUUAAAAUAUCAUCGGUACCACCAUCCGAACUACGUGAACAACCAGCACAAGCAUAUGCAUAUUAUACGACAGAACCACCAUAUUUAUAUGGUAGACAUAUCGCUAUUGAUGAUGAACGUCGUUAUCCAUUACCACAAUAUGAACAACAUGCUACAUGGCAAGGUGAACCUAAAUUACCAACAACAGUAACACGAGAAGAUUUAGAAUUACGUGAUAGACGUGUACCACAAUUAAGUGAACAAUAUGCACCAGGUGGACGAACAAUACCUGUUUCAGUUGAACAUGAACGUUCAUCAAAAAAUUCUUCUCAACAACAAUCACAGCGAAUAUAUCAUUAUCCAAAUCAACAGAAUGUUAAAUUAGCUUGGUUACCACUUUCUUAUCCUGCUGAUCAAGCUAUACCACCAACUGGUGCUGCUGGUUAUGAGACAGAUUCAACAGUUAGUGAACGUUCGGGAACACAUCGUACCUAUGACUAUGUACCAAUUGAUAGUCAUUAUCGUUAUUCUAAUCGACCACCUUAUGAUGAUUAUUAUUAUAAUCGUUCACCAGGUCCAUCCUAUUAUCGACCUCCACCAUCCGUAUAUUAUGGUGGUCGUGGUAUGUCACCUGAAUAUGGUGGUUUAUCUCGUAAUUAUAUUGAAGUAUUUCGUGGUGGUGAUUUUCGUGAAACGAAACCAAGUGAAAUAUAUUCUUUACCAUUGAGUGAACAAAUGCGAACAUCACCAAAUUAUCCAUCAAGUAGUCGUCAUUCACGCUAUGAUCAAUAUCAAUCAGAAAGAUAUGGUACAAUGUCAAAUCGUAAUACUUCUACUCCAUCAUCACCACCAGUUUAUUGUUCUAAUUCUUUACCAAAAUCACGUUAUCAACAUAACAUUCCACCAUCAACUGUACAUGCAUCAACUUAUUAUACACAUCGUAGUCCUUAUCAUCAUCGUACAGUUCAAAGUAGUCCUAAUCCAGAAUGUAAAAGUUAUGUUCGUCAUUCAAAAUCGUUUGAUUAUCGUCCAUUACGUACAAAACUUCAACGUGAAUAUAAAAUAACACCUAAUUUACUUGUUGAUGAAUGGGAUUAUCCACAAACAUCUAAUAAUAUGAAGUAUUCAACAACAACAUCAACUACAAAUCGAAGUGGUGUUUCAUCACCAGAUGAUGUUUUUAUUAAAAAACCAAAUGAACGAUCAAAUGAAUUAUAUGAACGACAUGACUAUGAUCUCUUGGAAUUAAAUCGACAAAAACUUCAAUCUCGAAUAUAUGAUUCUCAACCAAUUUAUAAAGCAUUUGCUUUACAUAAUUUUUAUCCUGAAACUGAUAGAGAAUUACCUUUUAAAAAAGGCGAUACCAUACUUGUUAAACGUCGUAUUAAUGAUGAUUGGCUUGAAGGUGAACAUCAAGGUUUAACGGGAAUAUUUCCUCUUAAUCAUGUUGAAUUAUUUCCAUAUGAAAUAAUUGAACAAGAAAAUCCAAAUGAAAAAGAACAACAAAUAGAAGGUGAAGCUAUUGUUAAAUAUGAUUUUAUACCAGAAAAAACCUACGAGUUACAAUUAAGAAAAGGUGAUAAAGUCAUUCUAUUACGAAAAUUUGAUAAUAAUUGGUAUGAAGGACGACUUAAUCAUGUUGAAGGUAUAUUUCCUGCUGAUUAUGUUGAAACAUUAAGAGAACCAAAGAGUAAAUCCUUAAUGCUAUCGAAUCAAAAUGAACAUACAACAAAUAUCAUUAAAAUGCCAAAAAGUGCAUUAAAAAAUUCUAAUCGAUUACAACAAACAGCAACCGAACAAAUUAAUAUAGUACCAGAAUCACCAAUACCAAUGCAGAAAUGUCAAGUACUUUAUGAUUAUAUACCACAAAAUGUAGAUGAACUUGAAAUUCGUGUUGGAGAUAUAAUUAAUAUUGUUGAAAUGUGUGAUGAUGGAUGGUAUUGUGGAAUAAUGGAAAAAUCAACUCAUGGCAAUAACAUGUCAUUUGGAACAUUUCCAGGCAAUUAUGUUAAAUUAUUACCUGGUUAA
Molecule: messenger RNA, 3942 nt
Organism: Rotaria sp. Silwood1
Lineage: Eukaryota; Metazoa; Rotifera; Eurotatoria; Philodinida; Philodinidae
Source: the annotation of a GenBank genome assembly